AUGGGUAAAUCAAAGAAUUUACUCGAAAACGAAAGGGAACAAAUCGUAAGGCUGUGAAAGCAAAGCAAAACCUUCACCGAAAUAGCAAAUAUAGUGAACAGGUCAGAAACGGCUUGUAAGCAAGCUUGGUAUAAAUUUUUAAAGGCAGACAUGUAUUGCGAUCAACGAAAAAACGGAACACCACGGGAAACAACGCUGAAAAUGGAUCGCCGGGUUCAUCGAUUGAGCGGAAAGGAUACACAAAUUAGUGCUAGAACUGUUAGGAGAGGAUUAGAAGACUUUAACUUAAGAGGACGAAAACCCCAAAAGAAACCACUACUGAGUUCUAAGAAUCGAAAAAGACGACUUGCAUUUGCUAAAGCUCAUAAGCAUUGGACAAGUGAAGAUUGGCAAAAGAUAUUGUUUUCAGAGGAAUCGAAAUUCAAUCGCGUCUCUUCUGACGGGAUACGGCAUGUUAGACAUCGAAUUGGCGAAAGUUUGAAAACACAGUGCGUUUUAAAAACUCUUAAACAUUGUGGUGGGAACGAGGCAGUCCUGGUCUGA
Messenger RNA from Bombus pyrosoma, 543 nucleotides. Its product is annotated as transposable element Tcb2 transposase. The record is from RefSeq and is a predicted model, not a curated record. Lineage: Eukaryota; Metazoa; Arthropoda; Insecta; Hymenoptera; Apidae. Gene Ontology annotation, molecular function: DNA binding. Gene Ontology annotation, biological process: DNA transposition; DNA integration. The transcript has a single exon.